Molecule: messenger RNA, 1557 nt
Organism: Loxodonta africana (African savanna elephant)
Lineage: Eukaryota; Metazoa; Chordata; Mammalia; Proboscidea; Elephantidae
Gene: MSLN
Product: mesothelin
Exons: 11
Biological process (GO): cell-matrix adhesion
Cellular component (GO): cell surface
Source: RefSeq, a predicted model, not a curated record
AUGGGACCCUCACCCACUACAGCCUUGUCCUUCUCAGCCUUGGUGAGUAAAGUGAGAGGCUGCUCAAGGCUGUGGGCAGGGAUCCAAGUGCCCCCACACCAUCGGCCAGGCUUUGGAGGUAUUGCUUCACCCUUGCCCCCAGAGGUGGCUGUGUCUGGCACCCUUCCCCCACUGCCACACUCCACUGCGCUGGAGGGUGAGCUGGAGCAGGUCAAGGCCUGGGGCAGGCACGCCCCAGAAGCCGUGGGCCCUCCCUCCAACUUGCACCCUACCUGUGCAGUGUGGGCGUUACCUUCUGGGGUCCAGGCAGCAGAGACAGGACAGGCCAUCACGGCUGCCUGGUUGCAGCACAACCCCAGGGACCUGUCCUGGUGGCACCAGGAGGGCUGUCUCCCGGGGCUGGAGGUUGUCAGGGUGGACAAGAUGCUGGUCUUCUACUCAGAGGGAGAGCUGCAGGCCUGUGUGGAUAGUGCCCUGCUGGCUGAGCAGCUGGACCAGGUGGAUGCCAUCCUCUUCACCUAUGAGCAGCUCACUGUUUUCAAGUGCAAGCUGGACAAGACCUACCCCCAGGGCUACACCACUGAUGUGGUCCAAAUACUGGGCUCCCUGUUCCUGCUGGUUUCACCUGAGGAUAUUAGCAAGUGGGACGUGAUGUCCACAAAGACACUGAAAGCUCUAGUCCGAGUCAGCAGGGGGCAAAAGGCAGACGCUCAGGUGCCUCAGCAGCUCCUCCCGCUGGUGGCUGCCCUGAUAACCUGCUAUGUGGCAGGAGGGGUCCAGGUUGAUGAGGACACGCUGGCCACUGUGGCCACCCUCAACCCUGCCUACCUGUGCCUACUCAGUCCUGAGCAGCUGCAACUUUUGCAGCCAGACAUCCUUUGGGUGGUCAAGCCCAGAGACUUGGAGGGAUGUCCCCGGCCACAGAUGGAGGUCCUUCCCACCAAGGUCCACGUCGCCUUCCAGAACACGACUGGGCCCAGAUACCUGGAGAGGAUCCAGCCCUACCUGGGUGAGCCUGGGGCCCUGGUGGAUGUGGAGGCUGCAACUCUCUCCUCACCUCAGAGCUGCCCACUGGCAGGCCCAGAGCUCCUCUGGAUGAGGGAAUCUCUGUGGCAAGCGAGCAGGGGUGGGGGUGGGGCUCUGGAGGUGUCUGCGGGGCCUCACAUAGCCUUGGAAUCCCUCUCCCCAUGUGGCGGGGGGGCCACCACAGAGUACCUGUGAGCCCUCAGCCAGCAGAACAUCAGCAUGGACAUGGCCACAUUCAAGGAAUUGUGGACAGAGGCUCUGUUGCCCCUGACAGUGGCUGAGGUGCAGGGGCUGCUGGGGCUGCAUGUGGUGGACCUAAAGGCGGAGGCGCAAAACAGCCCGGUGUGGGACUGGAUUGUUCAGAAGCGGCAGGAAGACCUGGACACGCUGGGCCUGGGGCUUCAGGGCGGCAUCCCCAGUGGCUACCUGGUCGUAGACCUGGGUGGCCAAGACCUUCUUAGGGGCCCCUGCUUCUCUGGACCCGGAUCUGUGCUUGCCGUGCUCCUGUCACUGCUUCUGGCUCUGACCUGA